Messenger RNA from Acipenser ruthenus (sterlet), 6274 nucleotides. RefSeq names its product cGMP-inhibited 3',5'-cyclic phosphodiesterase 3A-like. The transcript is spliced from 15 exons. Gene Ontology annotation, cellular component: cytosol. Gene Ontology annotation, molecular function: 3',5'-cyclic-AMP phosphodiesterase activity. Gene Ontology annotation, biological process: positive regulation of oocyte development; oocyte maturation. Bases 785 to 4195 code for a protein of 1136 amino acids. Lineage: Eukaryota; Metazoa; Chordata; Actinopteri; Acipenseriformes; Acipenseridae. The record is from RefSeq and is a predicted model, not a curated record.
UGGGAGCUGUGUAAUACACACACUCGAGCCGCAACCACAUCGGUGGGUUUUUUUCUGCUAUUUUCUUGGAGCUAAACUCACAUCGUCAUACUUACCAAGCUGUUGUUUUAUUUAUUUUUAAUGUGUAUGAUUAUUUUUAAAGACACUGAGCAUCGGGUUCUUUUUUUCUUUUUUUCCUUCUUUCUUUCAUUCUUUCUUUCUUCAUUGAAGCAUUUCUUUUUAAAAUAUGACCAGAGACAGAUCUGCAACGUUUUCAAACGAUCGGGAAUUGCGAUCCUAUUUUUGCAAGAAGGAAUCGCCGAAUAAGAAGAAAAACUGAAUUAUAUUUAAAAAAUAAAUAUAUCAAUAACAAGAGUAAAACGACCGGAAAGGAGAGAGAGAGAGAGAGAGAGAGAGAGAGAGAGAGAGAGAGAGAGAGAGAGAGAGAGAGAGAGAGAGAGAGAGAGAGAGAGAGAGCAGCGAUGAUGAAUAGCAAUGGCCUGGAUCUGCAAAACGUCAGCGCUUGGCUUGUCAGUCUGUGUACUACAGUGCUAUAGUGACUGUACAAUGUAGAGCAUGUUGUUUGAAGCAUGGUCCGACCUGCAAUAGCCCAGUUGAAUAUUUCAAAUAAAGGUUUAUUGUUAUAAUAUCAAUAUGUAUUAUAUGAAAGAGACAUGACUAUUGAUUAAACCAUAGGGAGCAUUUUUGUACUGUUUUCAUAUUUUUUUAAGUAGCCUACCGUACAGCAAGUAGGGUAUAACUUGUCGAUACCAUAGUGUAUGUGCCAUUAAAAAAAAAAAAAAACAUGGAAAUGACAGCAGAAUCAACCAAUUUCAGUGGGAAAUUCAACAACCGUUACGGGAAUAAAAACUCCGGGGGAGCCGAUCGUAAUGGCUACAUAAAGACAUGUGUCACGCCAUUAAAAAGGGACCCCGAAUGCCAGAUGUGGGGGGCAUUAAUGCUGAAGAGAAUCUGGAGUUCCUGGAAAGUCUCGUCCGCGGUGUGCGUCGGCUCUCUCUCGGUUCUGUUGGCUUUGAAGUUUGUGAACGGGGAAAUCGAGUACAGCAUCAGCAACAGGGGCAAGGUGCCGGACUCGCCGGUGCCUCACUCUCUCUCGGGGUGCGCGGCGGAGCUCCUGGUAGCUUGGUGGCACUCGGCGGCGCCCCUGUUCUCACUGGUAUGUGCGUUCUUCUGGGUCGGCUUGUACCUAACACGCUGCGGGGUCAUGCUAACAACUGCGCUUUUCCUCCUGACUGUCUGCCACCUGGGAGAAGCGGCUGCCCAGCUCUUGCUCUUCGGCUCGGAGGAUCAGUUACUCUCUUUCACGGCAACGCUGGUGGUACUGGCCUGCUUGGCAACCGGGGCACUGCUGAGAGUGAAACUGAAGCUGGGGCUUUCUGUCAUCGUCUUUAUCAGCCUGGUCAGGACCCUUUCUCUGAUCUCGUUGAAUAAAGUCCGGGACGGUUGUAGACCCUACCUGGCGUACCUGGUCGGGGUGCUGGGCUUCCUUCUUGCGAGGUAUACAGACCAGCUAUUGCCGAGCCCGGGCCAGCACGAAGAGGGCUGUACUUCCCUGACGGGGGCAAAGGAGCACAUCCCUGUAUUUAAAAGGAGAAGGAGAUCCAGCUCUGUAAUUUCAUCAGACAUGGCGAACAGUCAGUCCAGCAGCAGCAGAUCACACAGAAGGACUUCUUUGCCAUGCAUUCAGAGGGAGCAGUACUCUGGAACCACAGUCACGGUGGACAUCGCUGUCAUGGGGGAGGCUCACGGGCUCAUCACAGACCUGCUGGCAGACCCCUCGCUCCCUCCCAACACCUGCUCCUCCCUGAGAGCUGUCAGCAACCUGCUGAGCACACAGCUCACUUUCCAGCCUGUCCACCGGCCCCGCAUCAACCCGCUGGGGUCCUUCAAUGAGAACUACACCUGCUCCGACUCCGAGGAGGGGCCUGAGCGUGGCGAUAAGCUGGCCAUCCCCAAGCGUCUGAGGAGAAGUCUGCCCCCGGGUCUGCUGAGACGGAUUUCAUCCACGUGGACGACCACGACGUCAGCCACAGGCCUGCCGACCAUUGAGCCGGGGCCGGUGAGGAGAGACCGCAGCGGCAGCAUCAAACCAGUCCACGAAGCCGCCACGAGCAGCACAGCUAACAGUGACCCCUGGAACAACUCAAUCAUGCUGACGAUAAACAAGAGCCGGUCCCUCUCUGCCUCGUACGCUGCCCCCACUGCCAACCACCUGAACGCCAAGAGGCAGAGCAGACCAGGUUGUCCGCCUUCCAACAUCUCACCUCUCACCUCCCCGUGCCAUUCACCCAUCCAGGGGACCCCGGCCAGUAGCCCCACCAGCAAACACUCCUCCGUCGAGUUCCCCGACAUGACGGACCCUGCCCUGAUCACCCAGCACAAACCCUCCACUCAGAGCUCCUCUGACCCCCUGGGGCCGCACAGGGACCCCUCGGCACUCUGUAGUAGCUGUGGAAGAUCAUUCAACAAAAUAAACCUCAGUGAAGGCAGUCUGGACAGAGCGGAGACACCCACACAUUCAAUAAACAGGACAGAGGACCCUGCUCAAGCGACGUCGGACUACGACAGCACCCACGAAACCAACAACAGUGACAGCAGCGACAUCGCCCAGAACGAGGACCAUCCCGAGUGUUCCAAAGCGCAGGGCGAGCCCAGGGAAGGGUCUGUCUGCAGAUCGUACAGACCAGACACCCUCAUCUUGCAGCCCUUGAUGCCACCCGAGGACAAGCCCAUUCUGGCUGCAGAGCCCUUGGUGAUGGAACACCUCCACCCCAUCAUGGAGCAGCUGAACAACUGGAACUUCCCCAUCUUCGACCUGGUGGAGAGGACCGGGGGAAAGUGUGGCUGCAUCCUUAGCCAGGUAUCCUACAAGCUCUUUGAAGACACAGGGCUUUUCGAAACGUUUAAGAUCCCGGUCAGAGAGUUCAUUAAUUACUUUCAUGCGCUGGAGAAUGGAUACAGAGACAUACCUUAUCACAACAGAAUCCAUGCCACCGAUGUUCUGCAUGCAGUCUGGUACCUCACAACCCAGCAGAUUCCUGGACUCCCAAGUGCACUCAAUGACCACGGCUCUGUCAGCGAUUCAGACUCGGACAGUGGUAUCACUCACGGUCAUAUGGGAUAUGUUGUAUCAAAAACGUACAGCGCUACAGAAGACCAUUACGGCUGCCUGUCUGCUAACAUCCCUGCCCUGGAGCUGAUGGCGCUGUACGUUGCUGCAGCCAUGCAUGAUUACGAUCACCCAGGAAGAACAAACGCCUUUCUGGUGGCCACCAGUGCCCCUCAGGCUGUGUUGUACAACGACCGGUCAGUGCUGGAGAACCACCACGCCGCGUCCGGCUGGAAUCUGUUCAUGUCUCAGCCGGAGUACAACUUCCUUGUGAACCUGGACCACGCGGAGUUCAAGCGCUUCCGCUUCCUCGUCAUAGAGGCCAUCCUGGCCACGGAUCUCAAGAAACACUUUGAUUUUCUGUCAGCUUUCAAUUCCAAGGUAAAUGAAGACAUUGGGCCUGGCAUCGACUGGUCCAAUGAAAAUGACCGCUUGCUCGUGUGCCAAAUGUGUAUUAAACUGGCCGACAUCAACGGCCCUGCGAAGUGCAAAGACCUCCAUCUGCAGUGGACCGAGGGGAUCGUGAAUGAGUUUUAUGAACAGGGGGAUGAGGAGUCGAGCCUGGGCCUUCCCACCAGCCCCUUCAUGGACCGCUCAGCCCCGCAGCUGGCCAAGCUGCAGGAGUCCUUCAUCACCCACAUCGUGGGGCCGCUCUGCAGCUCCUACAACUCGGCGGGCCUCAUGCCUGGGCACUGGGUGGAGGGAGCCCCGGGCGAGGAGGAGGAGGAGGAGGUGGGGGCGGGGGACAGUGACGACAACGAGGAGGAUGAAGACAUGACAGAGGAAGACACCUCCGACAGCUCAGAGGCAUCACGGAAAGAGGGUUGCAAGAAAAGGAGGAAAAUCUAUUGCCAGAUCACCCAGCACCUGCUGGAGAACCACGAGAUGUGGAAGAAGGUGAUUGAGGAAGAGCAGAGGGCAGAGGAGGAGGAGCAGGAGAAGCACAGUGCAGAAGAGCCGACGAGAGAAGCCAUCUUGGCAAUCACAGAGGAGGAGGAAGAGGGGGCCAAGGAGGAGAGGGGAGGGGAGGGAGAAGGAUCCAGAGGGAGUGGCACAACUGAGGCUCAAGAGCCGUGCACACACUGACAAGGGAACAGGGAUUACCUGCAGAGACUGGCUGUGCGCGGACUCCUGUUAUUUUACCAGCACAUCACUUAGACACAACACUGUAGAUGUUUCAGGAUAAUGUGCCUAAAGAAAUGGGGAAUGGGGGGGUUACUUUUAUACAUUUUUUUUGGUAAAAAUUGGAAAGUAAUAAAUAAGGUCAGGUACAGAACGUGGACUUAAACUUCCGUUUGAGGAAGCUUCCACACCAGUCACGCAAAGGACUUUCCAAAAAAAGAGAGAAACACGAGAAGGAUGUUGAAGACUGGUGUGUAUAUAGUGUACUUCAGUGUCCAUUUUUUUAUAAAACACACACAUAGUGGAGGUUGACAAACAAUGUAACACAGUGCUUAAAAAGCACUUUGUGUAGAAUUCGCUGGAGAGUCUCUAGGUACAGAUUUUUGUAGCUUUCAUUCCAUCGUAUGAAUUGGAGUGAAAAAAAAUGUUUUAAAAAGAUUUUAUCAGACUUCUGAUGUGCCCUGCCAAUAUGCUUUGUGGAUUUCGUUUAGUGCACACAAACAAGCACUGUAGGCAUCUUCAUGUGUUCUUGUUUCCAUGCUAGGAGUUAUUGCUGAUACCAAUGACAGCAUUGUGUUGUAAAUAUAUGAGGAAGAUUUGUUUUAUUCAGUUUCUUUAGCUUCGGUAGACUAUAAAAGCAAAGUUGUUGUUUUUUGUUGUUUUUUUUCCUCUAAAUAUUUCAUUUUGUAUUAUUAUUAUUUUUUCAAUAUCAGCCAUGUUCAUAAAUAACAAGAUAAAGUUCAGGACCUUUACUAUAUAUAUAUAAAAAAAAAAAAAACAUUUGUCAGGAAAGUAUGGAUAACCAGGUCUCCAGAAAUUCUUUAGUUCUAGUAAUUCUGGCACUUUGUUAACAGGGUUCCAGCUUUUAAAUGAUUUCAAAUCUGGGCUACAUAUCCCCAGCCCUCAAUGAGCACUCACUGAGCUAGAGGCUAGAUUUUAAUGUGACCCAAUUCCUUGAAUAUUGACUCUUCAAGAUACAAGACCAAACAGGUUACAGCUGUGCACCAUUAAUCUGUAUAUAUAGUGAUUCCAAGAGUUCUGAAGACAGGGCUUUUUACUGAGUCGUUCUACCAAAGCUACAAACUGAGGCACAGAGUUUCCAUUAGAAAAGAUGUUUUGGGAGACUUUGGUGUUCAUGCUUUAGGACACACACAGGACUCGACACAGUCACAGGCAUCAGGAGAACAGCAGUUGGUAGCAUCUGAACUAGCAAGCUUGUAAACCAUAGAGAAGACAGCAUUGAACUGGGCUGCACCCAUAUGACAGAAUGACUGUAGCAUAGUUCUACAGCGGGCAUUCUUAUUAUAGUGCAGCAAUCUAGUAACUAGAAAGCAACCCUGAUUCAAACACAUUUCUCAACACCAACACAGCUGUGCAUUGCAAGGGGACAGGAGUUUGCAUUGCUUGUUCUGUUGCUCAAGCUCAGAUGUAGGGUACAUCGGUAAAAUUAAAAUACUGUGAUAAUUCACCUCACUGCAGAUUCAGGGACCACCUAACCGCUAAAGGGAAGAAAUGCAGUGCCCAGUGCCGCAGAGGUGUUCUCACUGUGCUACCGUUAAGAUGUAACUCCAUUCAUUAAUGCAGCACACAGCGGUACUUCAAUGGUACGCAGUGGGGUAUUUCUGUGUACCUCCCCCUCUGUGGUGUGUGAGUAACAACUAUACAAACCUGGGAAAGGAGGGAGGAUUUGAAGCCUAAUAAAAGGGACUCGUUUUACUUCUAAUUAGCUCUUCAGAGAUUUGAGACAGGAGCACAGGUUAAAGGAGUUACCAUAUUGGUAACGUUCUUUAAAAAAAAGUAUGGGAUUUAAAAAUAAAAUGAAACAAGAUUUUUUUUUUCUUUGAAACAAAACAAACACACGUUUGUUGUCCAGUAUUUCAGCUGUAAACUCAGGUUUUACAAACGAAGGGACACGAGGACAGCUUUGUAUUUCAUUUUAAAGGGACUGUUAAAAAGGCUUUUAAACAAGGGGGGAAAAAAUAAGAUAAACGUGCCAAAAUGUUCCAGAUACCUUGGAAAUUAGUAAAGAAUUUUUUAUUUGUA